UUCGACUUUAAUGUCAGACUUCUCACGUACGACUCUUAACGACUAUAAUCCUACACUAAACCUUACGCUGCCGCCACGAUGGGCUCGUCUGCUGAGUUCAGCUUCGCAGAGUGUCACAUCCAACGGAACGAAAUCCGUCUGUUGACUCUCAAAGGCGGAAGUCUCGAUGAAGACAUCUCAUGCAAUCUCCGACGCCACCACUUUAGUCAUGAAAACCUGAGAGCAACAAAGUUUAUGGCUCUGUCUUACUGCUGGGGCGACCAGGAUGACAAGGUCGCAAUCCACGUCGAAGAUAAGGUUUUCAAAGUCACACGCAACCUGAGGAUGGCACUCCAACACUUGAGGGGCACAAACUCAGUAGUGUUGUGGGUUGAUGCGAUCUGUAUCAACCAGGCCGACAGAGUCGAGAAGAACCAUCAACUGGAAAAACUGAGAAGUAUAUACGAAUGGGCGGAAGACGUUAUUGCUUGGCUAGGACCUGCAGGUUCUGAUAGCGACAUGGCGAUGAUGUUCUUCGGUUUUCAUGGCGAAAGGAUUCGUAUACUCGAGCGCUUGUUCACCCAAGAGAUCCUACCAAAAGAUUUCGAAAGACGGGGAAACCUGUCUCACUUUCUACCAUUGUCCAGCAACCAACGCCAACACACUCUUCGCCAAAAAUCCCAAGCUUUAGAGGACUUGGGAGAGUCCAUGUUUGAACAUGAUCAACAUCGACUCCGUCUAUCAAUCGAGGCGAUUUUGGCACGCGAAUACUGGGAAAGAAUGUGGAUAGUUCAAGAAGUUCUCAGCGCCAAAAGUCUCACACUAGCCUGUGGUCUAUUGAAAGUACCGUAUGAUAACGCCACCACAGUCAUCAAUGCUUUCACGGCUAAGCGGAACCAAAAAAUCAACGAGGGAAUGAAUGAACUACAGUCUCCAGCGCCAAUACCCACGGGAUACAGGAGCGACGACAUAAGUGGACUAAAAAACUACCUGCCAAUAAGGACCCCAACCCAUGCCACUAAUAUAGGUCGCAUGGCCCACGAGAGGCUUACAACUCCAGCUCAACUUGCGAAAGACAGGUCGUACCUGUCAUCUCGUGAUCCAAUAUGGCUGCUUGGUCUGCUAAAAAGCCUUCGUCAUUUCAAAUCGACAGUACCACAGGACAAAAUCUUGAGCCUGGUUGGCCUACUAGAGCCUGACCUGGCACGAAAAUUCCGUCUAGACUCUGGGCUUAGCCUACUUGAGGUUUCCAUAGACCUCUGUCGGCUUUGUAUUACUCCGCCUGGUCCCUAUUCCUCAAAACGGUCAAUAAACAUUCUUUGUCUAAGUGAACCUCGCCAAGGGAGCGGUUUCCCUUCCUGGAUGCCAGACCUUUCGCGGUACAGUGGAAUAACGACAUGGCCUGAUGCUCGUAUAGAUGGAAUGGAAUGGUUGGACCAGAACUGCAAACCUUGCCCAUUAAUAUCUCUAGAUAACACUAUACUAGCCGUCUCAGGGCUGUCCCGUACGGAAAUUGUCGGCAUUACAGAGCAGGAUGACGAUCCUUUUACUCGUGAUGACUUAGGUCUUCUCACUCGGAUUCGAAAAUUCGAAGGCCUUUUGAGAACAGUGCUACCAGGACAAUAUCCGGAUAAACAAUUCUGGUCGACUAUUAUCUUGGGAAGAUACGAACCAACUGGAGUCUCACGGGAGCGUCUUAUCGAUGUUAUAUAUCCCUCCAGCAACGAUAAGCCUUCCACGUUUCUCAACAUUUUUCGGGAAGAAUCAUACGGUCGACGGUUCGCUACUUUCGGCUCCAAUGUAUACGGAAUGGUACCAGCCGCCGCUAAGAAGGGAGAUAGACUCUGUGUUCUAAAGAAAUGUGAUUUCCCAGUCAUCCUGCGUUACCUUGGGUAUGAGAUGUAUGAAUUCAUUGGUCCAUGUUUCAUUUCUGGUUCGCCUCACGCUUGGGGAAAGUUAUCGGUGCGAGUUUUUUGUAUUCGCUAGUAUUAAAGCCGUGCGGGCUAGGAGUUGAAAGACCUUCAUCUUUGACGCUGUACGGGCAGCAAGCGGGGUGGAAGACCACACGGGGUGGCGGGUCAAGUUCCCGAAGAACCGACUGUAUGGCAGUUUUGUCGGAUAGGUCGCAUUGGUGGUAAUGUACGCCUUGAACUCUGUUGCGAGAGAUGUUCAGGUCAAGAACAGCCACGGAGCAUUCGGGCUCGGAGUCGAGGAUGCCUGACAGAAGAUGGUGACC
Messenger RNA from Aplosporella prunicola CBS 121167, 2215 nucleotides. RefSeq lists its product as uncharacterized. NCBI's taxonomy places the organism in Eukaryota, Fungi, Ascomycota, Dothideomycetes, Botryosphaeriales, Aplosporellaceae. The transcript has 2 exons. Bases 79 to 1965 code for a protein of 628 amino acids. The record is from RefSeq and is a predicted model, not a curated record.